GCGGGGAAGCCGGGCAGGAGGGAACCCGCCCGGGGACGCUCCGGGUUAAUGAGGCUGGGGGAGGGGGCAAGGGGAGAGGGCGGAGGGAAGCCGGAAAGAAUCCCUGGGUGUCCCCUGCGCCCGUUCACAACCUGCCCGCUCCAGCGCCGGCAGCUCCGGCUCCCGGACGCCCGCGCCCACGCCCCGGUAGCCGGCCCCGGCCGAAGAUCGCGGCUCCCCGAUUCCGGGAGCUCGGCAGCCGCGGCGCAUCCGGAGCGGCGCCGGCCGAGGCGCCUGCAGCGACCCCAUGCUCCUGCCCGCGCCCCCCGCGCUGCUGCUGCUGGGCACCACGCUGACCUUCCGGGCCGCGCUGCUGCUGCUGUCCCGGCUGCCCCUGCCCUCCAACGUGCGGGGCGACCCCGUGCGCACCUGGCGCUGGCACAACCUGCUCGUCUCCUUCGCCCACUCCAUCGUGUCCGGCCUCUGGGCGCUGCUCUGCGUCUGGCAGACCCCGGAGAUGCUGGUGGAGCUCGAGACCGCCUCGUCGCUUUCCGGCUAUUGGCUCGUCUGCUUCUCCACCGGCUACUUUAUCCAUGACACGUUGGACAUAGUGUUGAGCAGCCAGACCCGGGCGUCGUGGGAAUAUCUGGUGCACCACGUUUUGGCCAUCUUUGCCUUUGCCUCGGGCAUCUUUCAGGGCACCUUCGUGGCAGGGGGCGUCAUGACCCUCUUUGUGGAAGUCAGCAACAUCUUCCUCACCAUAAGAAUGUUGAUGAAGCUCAGCAACAAUCAGAACCACGUUUUCUACGAGAUCAACAAGUACAUCAACCUGGCGAUGUACUUCCUCUUCCGCCUGGCUCCCCAGGCCUACCUCACCAGCUUUUUCCUUCAGUACCUGGGGCAGAGGACACUGGGAGCCUUUCUGCUCACCAUCCUGUUGCUGCUGGACCUGAUGAUCCUCACCUACUUCUCCCGCCUCCUUCGAUCAGACUUCUGCCCAGAUAGAGCUUCCCUUCGGCCUAACAAUAACAAGUUUCUGAUUGACUGAAUAGUCCAGUCCAUCCUUCAUGACUGUAGGGACUUACUUUCCACAUGCCCUAGCAUCCCUCUGGACAUAGGUCCCUAUUUGACUACCAGCUUAGAUGUACUAUUGAAGACUUAAAACAAAAACAAAAAACACCUCUCAAAUCCAAAAGCA
Sarcophilus harrisii (Tasmanian devil) is the source of this 1177-nucleotide messenger RNA. RefSeq names its product TLC domain containing 1 (gene TLCD1). Gene Ontology annotation, biological process: regulation of membrane lipid distribution; membrane assembly; phospholipid homeostasis. The transcript is spliced from 5 exons. NCBI's taxonomy places the organism in Eukaryota, Metazoa, Chordata, Mammalia, Dasyuromorphia, Dasyuridae. Bases 287 to 1027 code for a protein of 246 amino acids. Gene Ontology annotation, cellular component: plasma membrane. The record is from RefSeq and is a predicted model, not a curated record.